AUGAAACAUGACGAUUCUUCAUCCAGCAGUUUACCAAAAGCUGUGGCUAGAUAUGAAACAAGCUUGUUUGAAGCGGCAUCUAACUGCAAGAAGAAUUACAACUUUGACUUUUUGGAUUUUUUGAAAAUAUCUACUAAGUCAAGCCAAUGCAUGCUUGGAAUCGAUGAAGCUGGGAGAGGUCCAGUCCUUGGCCCUAUGGUUUAUUCAUGUGCUCUAUCGCCAAUCAAUCGGCUGAAUGAACUAAAAACUAUUGGACUUGCUGAUUCGAAGGCAUUAAGUGAAAAACAACGUGAGAAACUUCUCGAAGAGAUGUUGAGUAAAUGUGAUUGGAUCUCUGCAAUUGUCCAUGUAAUUAGUCCUGUAUACAUUACAGAGAAAAUGUUAGACAAGUCGAAAACUAGUUUAAAUGUUAUAUCUCAGGAUUCAGCCAUACAACUCAUUCAAUCAGUUCUUGACAGCGGGAUAAAUUUGGUUGAGGUAAAAAAAUAUGAUUCACAUUAUCCUGUUACCAAAAGUUAUCUACGUGCAUGUAUGGACCCAGUUUUUGGUUUCCCAUCUCUUGUACGAUCUAGUUGGUCAACCGCAUCUUCUCUAUUAGAUCAGCAUGGUGUAUCUGUUAAAUGGGAAGACGAUGAAACACAUGAAGAAGUGAUUCAAGCUAAAAAACUUGCACGUAAACGUGAACAUUCUAAAGGUACUUGUAAAUUAUCCAACUUCUUCAAUAAUGCUCAAUCGAAACUGUCUACAUUUGAUGCAUUAAAAAGACAACCAUUUUUUGUACAAACUGGUCUUGUACACGUACAGACUAUCACAUAAAUUAUAUGAGAUAUGUAUUAUUCUACAACUUUCUGUGUUUAGAUGUUUCAUUAUAUUUCUCCUGAAUAAAAUCGAUCUCUUAGAUAAUCAGUUACAUUUUUCGACACAUUUCACAU
Molecule: messenger RNA, 932 nt
Organism: Schistosoma turkestanicum
Lineage: Eukaryota; Metazoa; Platyhelminthes; Trematoda; Strigeidida; Schistosomatidae
Source: the annotation of a GenBank genome assembly